AUGGCGGCUGUUGACCCUUUCGACUCGGCACUGGAUCUGCUCCGACGCCUCAACCCCAAGCACACAUCCGAGCACCUGAACUCGAUCAUCUCCCUGGCCCCCGACCUGACCGAGGACCUCCUCGCAUCGGUCGACCAGCCCCUCACAGUCAAGCGUUGCAAGGACACCGGCCGGGAGUUCCUCCUCUGCGACUACAACCGUGAUGGCGACAGCUACCGGUCGCCCUGGUCCAACAAGUUCGACCCUCCCCUGGACGAGGCCGGUGCCGGCGGCGUGAGCGCUGGCGAGAGCGAGGGUGCUGGCGAGGGCGCCGUCCCCAGCGAGAGGGUGCGCAAGAUGGAGAUCAAGGCCAACGAGGCCUUUGACAUUUACAGGGAGCUGUACUACGAGGGAGGCGUGAGCAGUGUCUACUUCUGGAAUCUCGAUGAUGGGUUCGCCGGUGUUGUCCUGCUAAAGAAGUCCUCGACCCCGGGUGGGAGCACCGAGGGUGUCUGGGACUCGAUCCACGUAUUCGAGGCCAUUGAGCGCGGCCGAAACACCCACUACAAGCUCACCUCUACCGUGAUCCUCUCCCUGUCGGCCACCGGGGGCUCCCUGGGCGAGCUGGACCUAAGCGGGAACAUGACUCGCCAGGUGGAACAGGAUCUGCCCGUCGACAACGACGACAGCCACAUCGCCAACGUGGGCCGCCUAGUAGAAGACAUGGAGCUCAAGAUGCGCAACCUGCUCCAGGAGGUGUACUUCGGAAAGGCCAAGGACGUCGUCGGCGACCUGCGAAGCGUGGGCAGCCUGAGCGAGGGCGCGAGGGACAGGGAGGCACAGAGGGAGCUCAUUGGCAGCAUGAAGCGAUGA
Clonostachys solani is the source of this 852-nucleotide messenger RNA. NCBI's taxonomy places the organism in Eukaryota, Fungi, Ascomycota, Sordariomycetes, Hypocreales, Bionectriaceae. The record is from the annotation of a GenBank genome assembly.